Molecule: messenger RNA, 714 nt
Organism: Acanthosepion pharaonis
Lineage: Eukaryota; Metazoa; Mollusca; Cephalopoda; Sepiida; Sepiidae
Source: the annotation of a GenBank genome assembly
AUGCUUAUUUUGGCGAUGCUUAACGUAUUCGUCUCUGGUGGCUGCAAUGAAUUUGUACAUUUUUAUAGCAGUCGACCUUCCAAGCACAUCAGGCCUAACAAGCUUUCUUUCUUUCUUUCUUUCUUUCUUUCUUUGUCUUGCUCCGUUAAAUAUUUGAACAAUCAUUUGCCACGUAAAUAUAUAGGAAAACAUUUUUUUAUUCAUAAAUUUAUCUUUUUCCUCUUCAUUAAUUACUCUCUCUAUAUCUAUCUAUCUAUCUAUCUAUCUAUCUCUUUCGUUCUCUUCCUUCUACGCUUCAAAAAACUAUUUCGUAUCGACUCCUUUUUUCUUCGUUGGUUUCCUUUCUUUGUUUUUAUUCUCUAUUUCUUUCCUUCUUCUGCAUGUUUAUAUCUAUUUCUCUAUUCAACCAGUCCUUAUACUCAUUCUUUUCUUUAUUUUCCCCUUUUCUAUUCCUUUUUUCUCUCUAUUUUACUAUCAUCUAAGUUAAUUAAUUUUAUUCGCUAUCCUUUUCUCGUUGUUCAUUCAUUCAAUUUGUCUUUCCUUUCACUCAGCAAUAAAAUCCACGAUCUUAACAUUUCUCUUUCGUUUCCUUCUUUCAAACAAUUCAUCUUUCAUUUCAGCCAUUUUUGUUUCGUAUUGUUUAUUAUUGAUAUUUCUUUCUAUAAUAUUCGUUCAUUUUUUUUCUUCUUUAACUUAAAUUUUAUAUGGUACUAG